AUGGGUAUUAUUCGUUUACCAUCAAUUAUUUCCGGUGUGAAGCAAUUCCACAAACUGCAUUCUGUUUUAACUAAGAACCAAAUAUCAGAUGUACCAAAAGGACACUUUGCAGUUUACGUAGGAGAAACAGAGAAGAAGAGAUACGUAGUUCCAAUUGCAUACCUGAAUCACACUUCAUUCCAGGAAUUGCUUCAGAAAUCAGAGGAAGAAUUUGGAUUUCAACAUUCAAUGGGUGGUCUCACGAUACCUUGCAAUGAAGACGCAUUUUUUCAUGUCACUUCUCGAUUGAACAAUUCCUUAUGA
Messenger RNA from Solanum verrucosum, 303 nucleotides. RefSeq names its product auxin-responsive protein SAUR21-like. Lineage: Eukaryota; Viridiplantae; Streptophyta; Magnoliopsida; Solanales; Solanaceae. The transcript has a single exon. The coding region runs from base 1 to 303 and encodes 100 amino acids. The record is from RefSeq and is a predicted model, not a curated record. Gene Ontology annotation, biological process: response to auxin.